This is a messenger RNA of Nomia melanderi (Alkali bee), 4652 nucleotides long. It is a transcript of the gene Usp10, whose product is annotated as ubiquitin specific protease 10. Lineage: Eukaryota; Metazoa; Arthropoda; Insecta; Hymenoptera; Halictidae. The record is from RefSeq and is a predicted model, not a curated record. Gene Ontology annotation, cellular component: cytosol; nucleus. Gene Ontology annotation, molecular function: cysteine-type deubiquitinase activity. Gene Ontology annotation, biological process: protein deubiquitination; regulation of autophagy; DNA damage response, signal transduction by p53 class mediator.
GGAGAGCGGGAAAAGUUAGUUUCAAUGGAUAUCCCUGCAAAGCAGCAGUAAUGAUAGUGGCGACGCCAAUCUCGGGAAGAGAAGAAACCAGCAGUGGAGCAACGUGCUUGGCCCAUUUUAACUACACACAACUGCCGAAAUAUGAUCGUUCAUAUUGUGUAAUUUGUUAAUAGUCCGCGCUCCCCUCUUCCAUUUUAUCGUUACGCAAAGACAAUACGAAUAUUGUAUUUUCAUUGUCGGACACGUUUUUUACGUAAUUUUCACGAGAACAAAAAGUAACAUUAGCGUUAACAUCAACGUCUACCCUUUUUAUCGCCAACACAAAUCACCGGAGCCUCAUGUCUCUCUGCUGGUAUUGUUUCUAAUGUUUUACACCGCGCUUGGAUUUAACCAUGGAUAUUCGAAAUGAGCUUGAUUUUCAAUUUUUGGAUUUACAUGAUUUAAAUGAAAAUGACAAGAAUCAUUUACUUAGUAUCCUGAAAUCUAAUGUCACUACUGAUGCCUUAAAAUUGCCAUGGGAUACGGUUGAAACUAAUAAUGAUAUCAAUGCUUCUAUAACAGAAAUUCCACAGUUACAAAAUCAGUGGUAUCACAAUGCAAUACCACCACCACCUCCUUCAUAUACGCAACAAAUAAUGUGCAAUGAGUGGCAGGGUCCACCUAUAUAUCCUGUUCCAACAGAUGCUCAUAUACAACCAUUUAUGCCUGCAAUUACUUAUUCUCAUCCUGGAUAUAAUCUUGGUGGUGAGAUCCACGAUGUUAAUUGUAACAGAGAAAACAAUAGAAGAAAUAACAGAGGGAGAGGUAUAAGGAGAGAUAAUUUCAAUCGUGGAAUGAAUCCUGCAAAUGAAAUACAGCCUGGAUAUAUGGGAGAACAAGGACAAUUUCAUCCACAACUAUCUUUUGUAGUUAUGUAUCCUGAUCAAACUCAACAACAGCAAUUCUCUGGUCACGUUCAUUAUCCUCCAUUAGCAAUAUAUCAGCCGAAUCUUCAUACGCACACAAAUACACAUCCACAUGCACAACCUACAUAUGGAUAUCCUCCAUAUCAUCAUCCUUCUAAUAAUAUGAGAUGCAUUCGACAAGCAACACCUAUGCUUUCUCAACCUGCUCAAGACUGUACAAAAAUACAGACUACAAAAUCACAUGAGAAACAAAUGCAAAAUGUCUAUACGCCUGCUAAACAACCUUUUCAUCAAAUAAAUGAGGAGGAUAACUCCUCGCAGACCAAUAUAGUUACUACAGUAAUAACUGUAAAUAACAGUAAAGUUGAACAAUGCAAUGACAAUGUGGAUGACAAUACUGCCACCAGGAAAAAUGCCAAUGCAAAUGGAAAAGUACCUCCUGUAAAUGUGAAAAUAGAGCAUAAUAUUGUGUCAACUGUGAAUGAAAAUUGUAAUGGAGCUGAGAAAAAUGAUGUGCCAUGCGUGAAUAUUAAUAGUAGCAUUGAAGUGAAACAAAAUGGAGAAACUGAUAAAGAAUAUAAGAAUGAAACUGUUUCUAGUAUUAAAACUACUGUUGUUAAAACACUGUCGAAACCAGUAUCUAAAGGUGAAAGUGAAGCACAAAAGGAGGAUACUUCUAUAAAGAGCGGACCGGAUGAAGUUGUUAGUAAAACACCAAAUAAUUCUUCUGUUACUACCAACACUCCAGUAGCUGUUCCCGCUACAUCAUCCUCAGGUGCAUCUAGUAUAUCUUGGGCGAGUGUUUUGAAAAAGGGAAAUGCAGAUGCACAAUCAACUGUCUCGAAUUACAAACCUAUGGCGCGCAUUAAUCCUUUACCCGCUAGUCCAAUUACAGAAAGUAAUGUAAUUACCAAAGUACCGUCACAAUCAGAAAAAGAUCAACGUACAAGUACAUCAGGUUUUGUAAAUGAUGCCGUACCAUCCAGUUCACAAAACGUAGUAAAUGAAAAUAAGAACAUACAAGCAGAAUCAUUGCAAAAUCGAUACAAUGAUCCUAUUUCCUAUCGGAUGGGAGAAUUUUUAUUAAAUUAUCAAAUGGAUAAACAAACUGUAAGUUUAUUACCUCGAGGAUUAACAAAUCGUAGCAAUUACUGUUACAUUAAUAGUAUAUUACAAGCUUUGCUAGCUUGUCCACCUUUUUAUAAUCUUUUAAUGGCUCUACCGCAUUCUAAAAAUCCCAGUAAAAUGUCUUCCACUCCACUUAUCGAUAAUAUGAUCAAAUUUGUACAUGAAUUUACACCUUUAUCGGAUGGUGCACGAUUGGCUAGAAAAGAUAGGGUGAACAAACGAGGGGAAGACACAGUAGUAGAUAUACAGAGUGGAGUGGCCUUUGAACCUUCUUAUGUAUAUACAAUGUUAAAAAACACGUCAGCUGCGGGUGUAUUUUCUGUGGAAGGGCGCCAAGAAGAUGCAGAAGAGUUCCUUUCGUGCCUUCUGAAUGGUAUCAAUGAUGAAAUGCUUGAACUUAUUAAAUUAGCGAAUAACGACCAAAACGUAAUGACUAGUGUUGAAACUAAUAUAAACUAUAAUAAUGGAGAAGAAGAAUGGAAGGUUAUGGGCCCAAAAAAUAAAGGAUCUAUUACACGAUGCACCGAAUUCGGUAGAACACCAUUAUCUGAUAUAUUCCGCGGACAAUUAAGAUCGAGGGUAUCACGAGCAGGAGAACAACCAACAGAUAACGUCCAGCCUUUUUUUACAUUACAACUUGAUAUCGAGAAAGCUGUAUCCGUGAAAAGCGCGCUCGAAAUUCUUGUUGGAAAAGACCAAUUAGAAGGAAUAACAUGUAGUAAAACAAAACAACAAAUAGAAGCCUGGAAGCAAGUUACUUUAGAAGAAUUGCCAGUCAUUCUUAUAUUACAUUUAAAGUGGUUCGACUACAAACUUGAUGGAUGUUCAAAAAUUCUAAAAAGCGUAGAGUUUCCAGUGGACCUGAAAUUAGAUAGUAAAUUCCUAUCGCCAAAUGCUAUGAAAAAAUUGAAUCCAAAACAAAAACAUUAUAAACUGUUUGCUGUUACUUAUCACGAUGGAAAAGAAGCGACAAAAGGUCAUUAUGUAACGGAUGCCUUUCAUGUUGGAUACGGUGGUUGGGUCAGGUAUGACGAUAGUUCAUUAAAAGGUGUUUCAGAGGGUAAUGUAUUAAAGCCAACUCCUCCCAGAGUUCCAUAUUUAUUAUAUUAUCGAAGAUGCGAUACUAUCGGAAAUAAUCAGUCAAAUAGUGGUAAAGCACGUUAGACAGAAAACAUUAAACGUGUAGGUGAAACUGUAUUUUAAGUCUAAAGAGGCAAUUUGAAAGAAUGGCUUUUACAGUUUUGUGGUUCUUGUUGAUAUUUAUACCUAAAUACAGAGAGUGUUUAUUAUCCAAUAUCAUGAGAAACAAAAAGCUAUUUCCUUUUAACAUGCUGUACUUCCAUCUAAUAUUUGUACUAAGAUUGUUGUUACAAGGUUUAUGCAUAGUUUUCUUGGUACACAAAAUAAAAAGACAGUUAAAGUUGAAGUUAAAUAAGAGUUUUGAUUUUGGCACUCAUAGUUCUAUUGAAGUUACAUAAUUAAGCGCUUACACAUUACAUUUUAUAAAAAUAUUAAAUGUCGAGAUCUCUUGUACAUAUCUUUCUUAUCUGAUUGUGAGUAUAUAAUAUGUGAGAGAAAAUAUACAUAACUUUGUAGAAAAGGAGACAAAAAUAUAGAUAAAAGUUUUUCUACUUUAAGGACAAAAUUUCUAUGAAAUGCAAAUUUUAUAUAUAUCUGAGAAAAGGACAUUUUAAGCCUUAAGUUAUUUUUGUAUAUAACCUUCCUGCGCACUUAUAAAUAUAUAUUCCAACUUGCCAAUAAUUUCUUCAUUUCAUUAUAUACUAAUUUAAUGAUUUUUUACUUGCUGAAACUCUAUUCAAAUGUUGUGUUUCUCUGCUUCCAGUAUUAUUUUAUUUCAGUGUUAUUUUCGUCUGGAAAUUAGUAAAAAACAUUUUUCUAGAAAAAGAAAUAAUUGGUAAGAUGGAAUACUGACAUCGGUAGUAAGGGAGAUUGUAUAAACAAUACCGAAUUCGUGUACAAAUCUACAUUGUAUACGUUAGAUUUGCAUCUUCAAUUAUUAAAUUUUUGAAAAAAAGGGAAGAAAAGCAAAAGAAAAAAAAAUGUACUCAUUCAUAUAUUGCCUUUUUUUUACAUCUUAACUCAUGUAAAAGUAUGUUUUCUAUUUUUUUGUAACAAAUUUAACUAUUAAAUUGAAUUUAUACUAUUAACAAAUUAACAAAUAAUUGAUUGUAUUAUGUUAUUUAUAUUAUAAAAAUGCUUAAAUUAUGUCAAGAUUCUUACUAUUAGAAUGUGUGGUAAAUUAGGAGAAUUAAUACUUAUUGAAUUGGAAUUGGUUUUACACAGAAAAACUAUUAAUUGCUUUGGGUCAUUGCAAGUAUGAUUUUGUAACUUUACUGUUUCUUUUUCUCCAUUUUGAACUACUUUAAAAAACUUAUAAUUUAAAUAAAAUAAUAUUUAUACGCGAAUGUAGUAAUUUAAUAAAGCAGCAAAGUUAUAGAAUUCCAUUGCGAAACAUCUUAUAUACAAUAUUUACAUGUUAUUCACCAGAUAAUGUAGAUAAGAUAUGUUUUAAGUAAAAUUUUACAGUUGUAAUUUAUGCGUCAAAAUACAAAGUAAUAAUUUUCAUUUACUUCCUGUGGAAUUGUAAAUAUAUAUCUA